Molecule: messenger RNA, 5896 nt
Organism: Dreissena polymorpha
Lineage: Eukaryota; Metazoa; Mollusca; Bivalvia; Myida; Dreissenidae
Exons: 16
Coding region: 562-3624 (1020 amino acids)
Molecular function (GO): protein binding
Source: RefSeq, a predicted model, not a curated record
CUAUACUUGUAUCUGUGCGAUCUGCGAAUUGAUUGGUUGAUAACGGGUUCGUGCUCUUACAUGCUUUGUGUGUACAAUUGAAAACUAAUGGAAAUGGUUCAUUGGCUGUAAUGGCACAUUGUCAAAAUGCAGUACUGAUAACAGGAUUAUACUGACUGGGUGAAUGAAAUACUGUUAGGUCAUCGUCUACCUCUUAUAACUGACCUGCGCACCAGUAUAGGCGACGGCUACAUUCUACCUACUUUACUGGAAAUAAUAGGUGGAGUUUCCUUGAGUUGUGUGAAGAUUAAUCCACAGACCAAGGAGGAGAGAGUUCGCAACAUUCUCCACUGCCUCAAGUUCCUCUGUAGGCGGGGUGUUGAUAUCUCUGGUCUGGAACCUGCUGAAAUUGAAGGUGGUCAUCUGAAAAUUAUCUUGCAUUUGGUGGGAAAUAUAAGAAACCAUUUUAAGGAUACCUACAGACCAGAGAUCAAUGGCUCUGCCAAUCAUGUAGUAGGCACCCCUGCAGUAGGCAGCCAAUCAAUAGGCAGCCCCUUGGAGCACAGUAACUGGUCUUGUGACAUGCCCGGGGCCAUCAGACUUCCAGGGGCUGUGCCAACCCCCUUCCUACAGCAGAAAAGGGAAACCCCUAACAGACAUGGACCACCUGACUUGCCUGGCUUGAUGACUGGUGAGAGUGAUCAGGAAACAAAAAUCAACAAGCCGCACUCAAAUAUAAUUUCUACAACUGAGAUUGGGGUAAAUGGAGUUGCUCAGCACGGUGUGGACGAGAGACGCAACCACUUCGGUAUGAACAACAACAACAACACUGGUAGUGUGAAUGGUGGGUUCGGUGCGAAAAAAAGUGUGGUCAUACGGCACCCUAAUGCUCGACCCCUGACAGACACAGGGACUGAGGGUCAUGGUGCCCCGCCCAACUCCACCCAGAGGGCCUGGACAGACAGCCCCAGUCGUUUGCAGUCUAGUCAGGGUAACAACGGUGUGUCCAGCACGAGUCCCUCGGUGGAAGAUCGGCUGCGUCAGUUGAUCAGCAGCAAGCAGUCACUGGCCUCUACGGGGUCCUCUAAUGGGCCUGUGGGGCGACUAAACAACCAGGGUUACUAUGGUUACUCACCUGGUGGAGGGUAUUUUCAUGGCGGGGGAAGCGAAGUGUUCGAAGAUGAAGGGGAAGUGCUUGUUGUCCCCCCUCCCGCUGCUCGACAUUCGACAGAUUUCGAAAUGUUCAUGUAUACAGAUUCUUAUGGACCAGGAUAUAGGCAUUUGUCAAAUGAAAAUCCUACUCAGAGGUCACAGGGUUAUGUGCCAUCGAGGCCUGGUGAAAAGCGUGAGGGUUCUCGUGCCGACAUCAUUCGUUCCCGUCCACCAUCUGCAAUUGCCUUCAGACAACCACACAACAACCCCCAGGUGGCCGGCGCCAUAGUCAGGGCUAGACCCUCGUCGGCUGCCGGGAACAUGACCGGCUCGUCAUCUUAUGGGCGGGAUAAUGCUGGCUAUAUUCCAGACAAUGGAUCUGCCUCCACUGGGCCUGCUGUCAAUGGUUGGAGUAAACCUGGGGGGAAUAAUGAAAGUCCGGUGAAAGAGUCGAGCAAUGACCUGCGCAAUGCAUGGAACCGGCUGUACGGGUCAACCUCCCAGGCACCGCCCUAUGUGUCUCCAUCCAUGCAGCGGGCUAGCCGCCAGCAGCAGCCCUUGGUGGGAACCUCUCAGCAGUACAACCAGUCCAGUAGUCUGCCACCUCAACCCUCCACCAGUCGACCAGUCUCUGCACCCUCACCCUCCCACAUGGCGGCCCAUUUUCAUGACAAAGGUCAAGGUCAUUCAUACUUACAGCAAGGUCAAGGUAACCCACAUACCUCGAACCAUCGAGAGAGCCCCAUGGGUCAGAGUUCAAGCACACAGGGCCAGUUGGACGAGUCCACCUCUAGUCAUCAGAGUAAAACUUCUCAAGACAAUUUCAAUGCCAAGAGUUUGCACGUUAACACAAAUCCGCAGUAUCUGGACAAUGCCAAAACAACAAAGCUCAGUGACAGCUCACCGUCCAGUCUGAGCCAGCCCAGUCCCAACAGUCCUGGAAGUCCAAACUAUGCCAUAGGACCGUCGUCCAAGUACCCUGACAACCCCAGCGGAAGGCCUACCUCUGCCCGGAAACCUCCAACCUUGCCUGGGCGAUCCCCAAUACGGCUGGAUAAACCCGGCUAUCCACAGAGGAAUGUAAAUAACAUUGAUAUUGCUGUGAACAAUGAGCGUAAGCAGCAUAAUGUGUCAUUUCCGGAUACGAGUGACGGUGUGGGUAUUACUCCUGUCACUCGGCGAAAACAUAGCUUGUCCCAGGAUCUCACCACUGCACUGCAGGCAGCAAGCAGGGAACAGAGUUACAAACUGAACCUGUCACAUGACAUUUCAUACGAUCAAUCCCACCAUGAUCUGUCUCAGGAUUUUCAGAAUCAAAGCAUUUUUGACUACAGUGCGCACCCUGGCAGUGAGAGCACGGGUUCCGUUACCCCGCCCCUGCCCCCUCUGUCCCCUACUAACACUCCCCCUGAGACCCCUCGCUCGGACGACGAGGCUCGCAACUUGGCUCGGUCCAUAAGUGCGACAAAUGUGUCGUUUGCUGUUAGAAAUGCGGGUGAAAAUCUUCCCCGAGAAUCUCGGAAACACAGGAGAACUUCAGAGCUGAAUCUCCGUAUGGAUAGAAAAUCUCAUGAACAUGGCAGGAAGACAAGAUCUGGAUACAAAUCAAAAGGUGCUAUUCUACGUAACGUUAAUGAGUCUGAAACUGAGACCGAGAGCAACCAGUCCUUUGACUUUGAUAUUGACAACACGAUACUCACGAUAGAAUCUCACGACACCGAGCAGCCUCACCCGGCAGGCGACCUCAUGACCUCCCGAGAAAAUCUCGAGUUGCGACACCACAUGCAUAACCUCGAGUCUCGCUACCAUGAUAUUCAGUCGCACGUGAACAUUGCCGGGGGUCAUAGUUCACGGGGUCAUAAUAAGGGCCCAAAUGUAGCACCCCCUGCCAUUGGAAGGCCCAGGAGGUGGAGUAUAGGCAGCUCAGAUACCAGCUCCUUCAGGAGAGAGGCCAAGGUCAAACCUGGCAAGCAGGCUCAUCAUAAACACCAUUCCAGGGAGUUCAAAAACAUCAACAAGCGUUUCCAGAGGCUGGAGUCUCAUGUGGUAACUCUGGCUCGAAGUGUGGCCCAUCUCUCAUCCGAACUCCGCACCCACAACACCAUGGUGAAUGACCUUGAAUCUGUUAAACGGCAGCUUGCAGAACUGCGUGAUAACCCAUCCGGUCCCUUUCCCAACAUGUUGAGUGGGGUGCUAACAGAACAGCAGAUCUUCAGGGAGUGGGCACCAGGCUUGACGAAUCCUAAACGAGUCAACAAGCUCACAAAGUUCUUUGGUUCUGAGCCUCCAUUAUUGGAACUGUUCCUUCAGAAGUUAGGUUAUGAGCGCUAUGUUCCCAACUUCCAAACGGAGCACAUAGGGAUGAUAGAGCUGCCAUACAUGACAGAGGACAGACUAGAGAAGAUAGGCAUACCCAUGGGGCCGCGCCUACGGAUAUUGCAGGAGGCCAAACAGUGCUUUCGUCAUGACAACGUCGAUGUGUAUGUCGUAUGAGGUUCUGGGUGUUAAAAGUAUUGGGGAGAAGCACUUGAAACAAUUCAGUAGGGUUAAGAAAGUUGUGUUUUUUUCACUCUUUUCAAACUUGUUUAGUUAAGUAGUUUUUGAAACAUCUGCCAGAAACAAUUUGUUAACAGAUUGUUAUUGGUAACUCUGCUGAUUUAUAUUUUGUGUAUGUGCUGCUUAAUGUUAACAUGGGAGCAGAUAAGGAAUAUGAUGUUUUGUGCCUUUUUUAACACAGUAUAAUUAUUUAUGUCAAGAAGGAAAUCAUACAAUUUAAGUUUUUUCUAAAUUCUUUAAUAAUAUCUUAAUUAGGAAACCUGUAAUAAGACACAGUUCAUGUUUAAUUUGUUGUCAUAUUAAUGAAUCAUCAUUAAAUACCGUCACACUAUGUGAAUUAUGAUCUAUAAAUAGCAUCUUGAACUGAAUUUAGCAUGUCUGAUAUACAAAUGUGUCUGAAUGUUGUAUUUAGAAUUUGAAAAUAGCAAUAUUUAUUUAGUUUCUAUGUAGAUGUCAUAGUUUUGCACAUAUUAUUAUUGUAGUGUGCUUGAUGAACAAAAUUUAUCUGUGAUAAACCAGAAGUAUGUUAAUAUUUGUCUGUAUAUUUGUAAUGUAUACUGUUGUGAAAACAACUAAGUUUUGACAUUGUACAUUUCAGUUUAUUUAUUCAGUGUUUUAAUAACUUUUCUUAUUUUAAGUAUUUUAUAUGAUUUAACUUUACAUUUUGAAUAAUAUUUUACAAAUUACUAUUUUAGUUAUUAAUUUGCGUUUUUAUGUUGUUAAAAAAUAUUUAUAAGCCAAUAAAAAAUAAUUUGUUGUAAGAAUGUAAACAUGAGUUUAUUUCAAUGAUCUGAUUUUUUUUCAAUUGAAGUCACAAUAUUGUACUUUAAUGAUUCCGACUUACUUCUGCAAUAUUAAAUAGGUAAUUUGAACAUAAUUUUGUUCAUAAAAAUGCAUAAAAAUGUAGCACUAUUGCUACCAAAUAUAGCGAUGCCAGUGUUGUGGAAAAAUCAUAUUGUCUAUUACUACUUAAGUACAUGAACAUUACAAAGUCUACUUGCCCAAGCAGUCACUUGUACAAAUAAAAUUACAGUUUUUAUACCAACUGUUUCAAUUAAUGGUUAAAGAAAUAAACUUUGUUAUUGAACUGAAGGAUUAUAUAAAGAUUAUUAACUGUUAUUGUAAUUGCUUGGACACAUGUUCAUCAACAGACAAGAAGUUCAAUGCCUUUAACGGUUGUGUUAUUUUGAUACAAAUGGAUUAAUAUUUACCAGUAUUUUCUUUUGCUAAUUGUAUAGUCUGUUUUAAUGUGUACCUUAAACAUCAUUGCAGUAUAGUGUUAAUGUUCCAUGUUAAAACAUUAUAUUCAUAACUGGACUGAUGCAAUAUGUAACAGGGUGAAAAUAUGUUGUUUAGGUGAAAUAACCUCAUUUUCCCCAAUUUCAUUGAAAACUUUAUCACAGGAAUAGAAUGCCAUACACCUUGUAAAAAAGCUUCAGAAAUUUCUGUGAGGGCCUGGAUUUGAUGACAUAAAGUCAACAACAUGUUCACAAAAUGUGUUUGACAUUAAUAUUUCAAUUUCUAUCUCAGCUGGCAUUGAUUGUUUAUAUUGAUUAUUUACUAAAAAAAAUCUAGGUCAACUAACAUAACUUUUAAUGUUGACAAUAAUAUACACAAGUGACUUCAAUUUCUUCAAAUAACAUUAAACUAGUAAAACUGAAAAUAAACUUUCAACUUCUCAUUUUCAAAUGAAAUUUAUGUUAAAUGUAAUUAAAACAUCGUGGCCUACAACGUAUUUAUGUAAUCUACCGGUAUAUAGGGAAAUUAAGCCCAAUGAUGGAUGUUAUCCAGCUAAAAAAAUAAACUUUACUGAAGAAAUUUCAAUGUAUACCUUUAAAUCAAUUCAUAUGAAUUUGAAUCUGAUUUAAUUUUAAUGUUCAAAAAGAAAAAACAACAAUUCUUUAAAUAUUUCAAAUAUUUUUACCAGAAGCAAAGUCAUUUAUUACAUUAUGAAGUAUUUAUAUAUAUAUGUCAGCUGAUAUUUUGUUAAUUGUGCAAGAUUGAUUUUCUUCUUGACUCACAAGAAUCAUUAAAACCAUUUUUAAUAUAGAUCUGAAUGACAGUUUUACGUCCCUUUUGCUAUUUUGGAUUUUUAUAUGUUUUAUGUGUGUACAUAGUGUUUAUUGUAUUGGCAAUGUCUGUAUAUUUAUGAUAUAAUUUCCAUGAGAUUCUUAUUGCAGAAAUGACAAAGUAAACUGCAUUUAACGUA